GGGUGAUGUAUGUCACCUUAAGGCUCUAAAUCAUAAGCCCACCUUGGUUCCAACUUCCAAAUACAUUCAACACAGAAAAUCACUCAUCAUCUCUCUUUUUCCUCUCUCACAUCUGGGCUAGCUCAACUCCAUUGUCAACUACUAAUAUUUUGGUUUUCAGGAGAGAGAAAAUGCAGUUUUUUGGAACAACAGAGAUAAACCCAUCACCUCCGGCGGUAACAGCGUCUGGAAACAAUGCGCACAUGAUGUACAUUUUCAAUAGAAAUGGGGUUUGUUUGCUUUACAGAGAAUGGAAUCGUUCACUCCAUACUUUGGAUGCUCAGCAAGAUCAAAAGCUCAUGUUUGGUCUCCUUUUUUCCCUCAAAUCUCUCACUGCUAAAAUGGAUCCUGUUAGUGCCGAUAAGGUUAACCUUGGGGUGCCUCAAUUGCCUGGCCAGGGGUGUUCUUUUCACAGUUUCCGCACCAAUACAUACAAACUUAGUUUCAUGGAAACUCCAUCCGGAAUAAAGCUUAUAUUGGUCACUAACCCUAGGACUGGUGAUCUACGAGAAUCAUUGAAGUAUAUUUACAACUUGUAUGUUGAAUAUGUUGUCAAGAAUCCACUUUAUACUCCUGGAACUCCAAUCAAGUAUGAGCUGUUCAACUCUACUCUAGACCAAUAUGUUCGAGGCCUGGGUUAAUGUCCAGAAGUCAGCUGAACCAGAAUUCGCAUCUAAUGCAGCAUCUGAUUAUGUACUUGCUUGUUAUAUGACAUGAAGUGACCUGGCAAACAAUUUCCAACUGUGAAUUCAUUAUCUUUGCGCUCUGCAAAAUAUUAACUUGAAAGUGAGCAAGAAAAUUUAUAGUGGAACGAGUAGAGUCGCUCAUUUUGCUUGUAUAUUGUCAGAUUCUCAAGUAUGUUGGGCUUCCUACAGAAAUUUACGGAAUAUUACACUAUGAAUAUGAGAAUCACAUCAUAUCUUAUAUUAAUGGCUGCUUUGACAGUUAUUUGUUCAA
This is a messenger RNA of Chenopodium quinoa (quinoa), 996 nucleotides long. Its product is annotated as trafficking protein particle complex subunit 1-like. The record is from RefSeq and is a predicted model, not a curated record. Gene Ontology annotation, biological process: endoplasmic reticulum to Golgi vesicle-mediated transport. Gene Ontology annotation, cellular component: TRAPP complex. The transcript has 5 exons. Lineage: Eukaryota; Viridiplantae; Streptophyta; Magnoliopsida; Caryophyllales; Amaranthaceae. The coding region runs from base 171 to 680 and encodes 169 amino acids.